AUGGAUAUUCCAAAGUCGUAUGAACGUCUCUCCCUCGAGAAUAUAAAAAUCUCGCAUCACCCUCCCAACGCCCCAGAUGCGACCGCGGUAGUGGUGGUUACCCUGAACCGCCCAGAGAAAUUCAAUGCAUUCACACCGGCCAUGGCCGAGAGCCUCACACGGGCAUUCCAGCUGUUUCAUUAUGACAGCCGUGUUAGAGCAAUUGUACUAACUGGAGCUGGGAAGAUGUUCUGCGCUGGAUCCGAUCUGUCGGUAGGCUUCGGAGACGGCAAAGGCAGGGCGGCGGACUUCAGAGAUAUCGGUGGACGAGUGACACUGGCGAUGCAUCGCUGUGCAAAGCCAACCAUCGUUGCCAUGCAGGGGUCUGCGGUGGGUGUCGGCAUGACAAUGACUCUUCCAGCUGCCAUCCGUAUCUGCCAUGAAAAGAGUAAAUAUGGAUUUGUCUUCACACGGCGCGGUCUGACAGUCGAGUCGUGUGCUUCCUACUUCCUGCCUCGUCUUGUCGGCUUCUCCAAGGCAAUGCAUUUAAUCACGACAGGGAAAGUCCUCCCACCCUCUGCGCAGUAUUUCGGUGAUCUCUUCACAGAGGUACUGCCAGAACAGGCCCAGGUUCUGCCUCGUGCUGUUGAAGUCGCAGUGGAGAUGGCGGAGAAUGUCAGCCCUCUAGCGUCGUCAAUGAGCCGGGCAUUGAUGUGGGAAUGCCCAAGCUCACCGGAGGAGUCUCAUCUUCUUGAAUCCAGGGUAUUCCAUCAUAUGAUCAAUCAGAGCGAUUAUAAAGAGGGCGUCCAGUCUUUCCUGGAUAAGCGGAAUCCUGUCUUUGCACCGCAUCCUGGGGAUGUCGAUUCUGCAAUGUAUCCAUGGUGGUCAGAGACGAACACUGCUGUAAAGAAGGAAAACGGUUCCAAGUUAUAA
Molecule: messenger RNA, 912 nt
Organism: Aspergillus versicolor CBS 583.65
Lineage: Eukaryota; Fungi; Ascomycota; Eurotiomycetes; Eurotiales; Aspergillaceae
Exons: 4
Coding region: 1-912 (303 amino acids)
Source: RefSeq, a predicted model, not a curated record